Aaosphaeria arxii CBS 175.79 is the source of this 1760-nucleotide messenger RNA. RefSeq lists its product as uncharacterized. The record is from RefSeq and is a predicted model, not a curated record. The coding region runs from base 27 to 1436 and encodes 469 amino acids. The transcript has 2 exons. NCBI's taxonomy places the organism in Eukaryota, Fungi, Ascomycota, Dothideomycetes, Pleosporales.
AUGAUCAGCAGCAAUUCCCAGAAAACAUGCGGGAACACCCAGUGCCGCGGCGCAUGCCCGGUCCGAACCAAGUUCCCCCCAACUAUCGCCCGCACCGAGGUCAUCCAAUGCCUAGGAGGGCGGCACAACCAGAUGGUCGUCAGGGUUUGGAAGUUGAUAUGCGCAGACCUGAUAGGCGCGGACCCGAUAGGCGUGUACAUGACAUGCGUGGACCCGAUAUGCUUGGACCUGAUAUGCGUGGACCUGAUAUGCGUGGACCCGAUAUGCGUAGACCGGAUAUGCGCGGCCCUCAUAUUCGCAGACCCGACAUGCUUGGACCUAGUGUUCAACGAGAUUCCUUUUCCGAUCGUAUCAAUUCUCGUUCUGGAUCAGUGACACCCUUGCCUGUUGCAUCUGGUUCUAUUCCUCGAUCCAACAUCACCAUGGGCCAGAAUCCAGGUAGAAUGAUCGACUUGGCCAGGGGUGCCAACCAGCAAGCAUCCAGGCAGUGGUCAGUACCUCCUGAUGGCAAUCUUCGCCGUCCACAUCUGCCUGGCGCUGUUAGAAAUGCACCAACUGGACUUUCAGGUAAUGCUCUUGAGGGAAGACCCUCCGGUGACAGUUCGAGGUCCAUGGAUGGUACCAUCCACCGCGGCCCUAAUCAUUUCCAAAGCACGGCGCUGCAUGGCAUUCCAGAGCUCGCAACACCUUCUGCUUCACGUGGCCAGGGCAUGCUCCAUCCAGCUCAAGCUAUUGUGGCAGCCCGUAGAACUUCAUUGGCGAUCGAGUCAAGGGAUAUGCUGUCUUCUCCCGUUCAAGGUGGGGUUGUACCCGGAGCUCGCCCUUCGGACCAGGACGUCCAGCAACGCAUUAAUACAACAGAAGCCGUCAAUCCUGCAGGAAAUUCUCUUCUGAUGCCACCAGCCACACGUAACGGUGGGGCCCAGGAUGCUUUGCGUUUGGAGCAGUCUCAGGAUACCGCGAGGGUCGAGCAAUCUUCGCCACUCAACGAAGAUACCGUUACGCCUGAUCGUGCUGGUUCCGUUCCCUCGACGACCACUGGAGACACACCCCAUACGCACUCGGAUGGUGCCUCUCGUGUUCCUGUCCCGGAAACACCCCUUACAUCUCCUACUUCUGUGGAUGAUGUGCAUCAUCUUAUCUCGGAACAGACCAACUCAUCUCCGGGCGUCCAGAUCUCCCAGCAGCAUUCGGAGCCCCAAUCAUCAAUUUCGAAUAACCCUGCUGGCCCUCGGAAGGAAAAUUCUAUCAAGAGAUCCAUUCGCCGCUUUACUAAGAUUUUGACUCGACCAGGCUCUAAGAAAUCAUCAGCGAGGCAAGAGCAGCAGGAUGCAUCUCAGACUACUCAGACGGCCUCGCCUCCACAAGCUUCGUCUACCUCUGAUCGUGUCGUGCAGCCACGCGAUGCAAGUGGUACACAGGGCUUGUCGCCAUAGAAUGGUAGGGGGGGUGACACGAUUCAGGCAAUUGCCGCUCCUGAUAUCGAUACGGACCCCCCAAUUCAAAAAGGCGGCACUGUUGAAGCUACAGAAUCGGAAGCCCCAGCGCACAGUAAGGCUGAUGACGUAAAUGCAGCCACACGAGGCUCUUCAACUGAUAUCCACGUUUCCCGCGUUAUGUUACCCGAAUUUUCACAACCCGACUGUUCCAUUAUAGAUACGAUGAGUCGUUGCUUGUCAUGUACAGAUACUCAGAAAACAUUCGAAUCCGUGGCAGAUGAGGAAUGUCAAGUCGAUAGGUCCUUUGGACCAACUACCUCG